AUGAGCGUCAGCGUCUGGGAUCCGUCGCCAUCCUCCACAGCAGCCUGGAAGUUGGCCUUCUCCCUGGUGACCAAGUCUUUGAGGCGGCAGAAGUUGAUGAGAAAGCAGAAGAUGGACACGAAGACAGAAGUGCACAGAUUCAUCGAGCGCAUUGUGCACGAGAUGGUUGAUAGGGCGGUGGAUACGGCCGCAGGACAUGGGGCCCGCAUGAAGCUGGCAGGCUCCCUUGCUCAAGUCACUGCGAAGCGGCGCGCUGUGCGGCGGCUCCGUCAGCACGCGCUGAGCCGGCGCACGCUACGCGCACAGCGGCGUGCGGGGCAGCUGAGUGCAACUGCGGCGCAGCUGUCGACCGCCAGCGGCACACUGCGCUCGGUGCAGGACCUGAAGCGAGACUUGGGGCCCAUGCGGCCCUUGGCUCGGCCAGGCGCAGGCAACCAACCUGUGCCACGGAUUGCCGGCCCAGCCACUGCAGCAGCUUCAAUGCUGCAGGAUAGAAGGGACCCGGCUGAGAUGAUGUCGUUGUCGCCGUCGCAGACGAUGGCAUCCUGGCAAAAGACGGACUUGGAGUCCGCCAUGUCUCCCCAGAGCACGGUGCCGGGAGAGGUGCCCGCGCAAAUGUCAAUGACAUCCACAGAGUUCCAGAUGUUUCAGUCUCAGUCGCAGUCGAUUCAAGAAGAGCCGCACGAACGUGGUGUGUGGUACCCGGGGUACAGCAUGGCUGGUCCUCCUGCUGGUUCCUCGCUACUCAUCGUGUGCUUUGGGGAUGCCAAGCGAGGCCAGCUGGGCGUGGAUCACCGUGUCAGGUUCUCCAAGGAGGUGGCGCUGGUGGUGGAGGAGCUCCGCGGCCAGGAGCCCGUGCAGAUCGAGGCCGCCGGGGUCGCCUCCUUCGUGGUGGGCUCCAAGGGCCAGGUCUGGGCGUUUGGCUCCAACCGCUCCAUGGAGCUGGGAGGUCGCAAGGAAGUGGCACAGAUCUCCAGCGCACAACGGAUGAAGAGCGUGCGGGGAGUGCAUGUGGUGCAGGUGUCCAGCGCAAAUUCCACGUCUGGCCAAUGCCAUACCUUGGUUCUCGGUGCGAACGGGGAGGUGCACACAUUUGGAGCCUCAAACUGCGGAGCUCUGGGGCAAGGUCCCGAUGUGCGGCAGUCCGCGCCUCUGCUCUUGCGCUUCUCUGCGCAAGUGCCAGUGAAGCUGGUGGCAGCUGGUGCCAGGCACAGUUUGAUGCUGACGGACACUGGACGCCUCUUUGCCAUGGGCGACAACACGCAUGGCCAACUCGGCCUGGAGUCGAGGCUUCAUGGAUCCUUCAUUGAUGCGCCAAGAUCAGUUGAAGGACCACUCGGAGAUGAGGAGGUGCAGGUAAAGCUGAUUGCAGCCGGCGACAACUUUACCAUGGCUGUCACAGAGGAUGAUCAACUGUACACCUGGGGGGCCAAUGCCAAUGGUCAGCUGGGGUUGGGAAAGCUCCAGGAUCAGAUGGUGCCUCAGUUGGUACCGCAGCUCAGUGGGCUUAGCAUCGGCACCAUUUGCUGUGGAGCUUGCCAUUCCCUGGCCAUCACCAGCGACGGCGCAAAGGUCUGGGCCUGGGGCAGCAAUGUCCAUGGUCAGCUGGGUGUUGGCACGGACAACUCCAACGAAGCGCAGCGUGUUCGACCUUCUUUGAUUCCAGCCCUGAGCAACCGCCGCGGCAUGGUUGCCUGCCAGGUGACAGCGGCCUCCAACCAUUCCUUGGCUUUGACAACCACUGGGGAGGUCUAUGCCUUCGGACUAAACAGUCACGGGCAGCUUGGCUUCCCGACCAAGAGCAAUGAUCAAGUUGUCAAAGAAGAGAAAGGAGCGCAAGGAGAUCCGUUGACGCAGCAUCAGAUGCUUCAUCAACAGGCUCUGAGAGACAGAGCGAAGGCCCGCAACAAGGUGGAAAUAGAUCAGCCGAAGCUCUAUGAGAACGGCGUGGAGAAGCUUUGGUUGCCGGUACGAGUGGUUUCCCUGUCACAGUACAGGGUUCGAGCCGUCACCACCGGUGACAUGCAUACCCUGACAAUCGCGCAGCACUAUCACAGCUGA
Molecule: messenger RNA, 2061 nt
Organism: Effrenium voratum
Lineage: Eukaryota; Dinophyceae; Suessiales; Symbiodiniaceae
Source: the annotation of a GenBank genome assembly